Rotaria sp. Silwood1 is the source of this 771-nucleotide messenger RNA. NCBI's taxonomy places the organism in Eukaryota, Metazoa, Rotifera, Eurotatoria, Philodinida, Philodinidae. The record is from the annotation of a GenBank genome assembly.
AUGAACGCGAUUCUUGGACCGACUGGUAGUGGGAAAUCAUCCCUAUUAGAUAUAUUAGCUGGUCGAAAAGAUCAUCAAGGUUUAAUAGGACAAGUACUCAUAGACGGACAACCACAAAUGCAAGAUUUCAAAUAUCGAGUCGGUUAUGUUGUUCAAGAUGAUAUGGUCAGCGGCACAUUGACUGUUCGGGAAAAUUUAGCUUUUUCAGCUAAUGUUCGUUUACCACGGAAUGUCUCUUCGGAAGAUAAAAUUGCUAUUGUCGAUCGAGUCAUAGUACAAUUAGGAUUAGAAAAGUGUGCUGAUUCGAGGGUAGGUACUGAAACUAGUCGUGGAGUAUCGGGUGGUGAACGAAAACGAACCAAUAUCGGCAUGGAGUUAGUUCUGUCGCCUACUAUACUUUUCUUGGACGAACCAACAACCGGUCUGGCAAAUUUGGUUACAGCAGCAUAUUGCGUUGCAAUGCUCGUUUUUACUGGCUAUCUUCUUGACGUUACUACUACUAUCAAAUUUCUUGCAUGGAUAAAAUGGGUGAGUAUCUUUCGAUAUGCAUCGAAUGCAAUUACUAUCAACGAAUUUACUAAUUUGAAACUUUGUCAAACGAAUGACACUAGUAUUUGCUUGAUUAAUGGUGAAGAUAUUCUCAAAGAUCAAAAAAUCGAUUAUUUAACAAAAUGGGAUUUAUGGGCAAACUUUGUAGCAUUAGGCGUUAUGACAUUGAUCUAUUUUGCUUUGACCUAUGUUCAAUUACUACGUAUGCGAAAGACGAAAUAA